AAAAAUUCACAUCAGUAGUGUGUGCGUCAUCGUAACAGCAGCAUGUUGUUACUAUCAUUCAUUAUAUUUAAUAUUAUAUUAGUAUUUUUUAUUUUCUUAUACAAUAAAUUAACACUAGGUAUUUGUAAAUGUAGCAGACAUUUAGUUGGUAAAGUGGUUAUUGUAACAGGUGGAAAUACGGGCGUUGGUUAUGAAACAGCGAAAAAUUUGGCAGAAAGAGGCGCCCGUGUUAUUAUAGCCUGCAGAAAUGACCAACGCGGCAACACGGCUCGGGAAAAAAUCAUCUCGGAAACCGGCAACCAGGAUGUCCACUACCAAAAACUGGACCUUGCUUCUCUGAAAUCUGUAAGAGUUUUUGCUGAGAAUAUACUUAAAACCGAAAAGCGCCUAGAUAUACUUAUAAACAACGCUGGAAUUUAUGGAUCGGAAAAUGUAAAAACAGAGGAUGGUUUAAACCUGGGGAUGCAAGUCAACCACUUUGGACACUUUCUCCUAACCUGUUUACUGCUUCCUCUUAUCAAAACCUCAGCUCCUAGCCGUAUUAUAAACGUAUCAUCAUUAUCACAUACCAGAGUUACUCUUGAUCUAAAUAACCUGAACUUUGAGAAUGAAACUAAGGAAACUUACGAUGUAAACAAAGUUUACGGAACUUCAAAACUAUGCAACAUCCUAAUGACGAUUGAACUAGCUCGACAAUUAAAAGGGACAAGAGUGACUGCGAAUGCAUUGAAUCCAGGAUUAGUCGACACAAAUAUAAUAUCAGAUGUUCCAUUAUUGAAUCGUAUUAGGCCGUUGAUUAAACCAUUCAUGUUCAAGACAACAUGGGAAGGUGCGCAAACGUCAAUCUACUUGGCUGUCUCCCCUGAGGUAGAAAACGUUAGUGGUUAUUACUACAGCGAUUGUCGACAAAAAUCCACUUCUGCACAAGCUCAGGAUACACGUCUUGCUAAUGAACUGUGGAAAAUAUCAGAAAAACUAGUUAAAUUAGAAUGAACUUUAAUUUAAAUACAUUAAAGAGAGAAUAAGAACAAAAAUAGCUUCUUAAAAUAAUUUUCUUAAUGUUAUGUAUACAUAAUUUUUAAUGAAGCAUGGGAAUAUAACAUAUGACGCUAACUUCCUUGUCUGCUAGACAAUUAUCUGGCAAAUCAGUAUUAUAUGAGAUAAUUCGCGCUAAUUUGCUUUUGUUUAUGAUUUUAUGAUAAUGUAUUUUUAUUCAUAACAAUGUGCUUUUAUUUAUCUAAGUGUUUUCUUUGUAUAAGAUGUAUUUAUUUACAAAAAAAAUAUAAAAGUUAUCUAUUAUAAUUUAUUCGCUAUCCACUGUAGAUGCUUCUUUUACUUAUACUUACACUUAUAGAUGACGCAGUUUGCUCAUAAUAUUAAAAACAGUGUCUACUUGAGUAGUAUUUAUUAUUAUUUUUAUUCUAUUAAUAUUGCAGAGUCAUCGAAGUAUUGUAUCAAACUUGUUAAAACUUACAAUCUUAUCGUGAAUUUCUUAGUCUGUUAAGAACCUGAAUCAAUUUCUUAGAAUAUUUUUUUGUUUACAAAAAGUGUCAAUUGUAUUUUUUAAGUUAAAUAAAUUACUGUUAUAUUAAUAAUACAGCAUUUGACUACAUUAAAUCACAUAAUAAGAAUA
Messenger RNA from Galleria mellonella (greater wax moth), 1633 nucleotides. Its product is annotated as retinol dehydrogenase 12-like. The record is from RefSeq and is a predicted model, not a curated record. NCBI's taxonomy places the organism in Eukaryota, Metazoa, Arthropoda, Insecta, Lepidoptera, Pyralidae. The transcript has a single exon. Bases 43 to 993 code for a protein of 316 amino acids.